CCAGCCGAAAACAGCACCCCUUAAUUGUAGUUAAUAAGUCAACGAUAUGGGCAAAUGUAUACGUACAUAAUUGAUAAUUCAUUCCCUCUCAUAUCUUAUGUGGGAACCAUUAGGACUCCAUCAGAGAAGAGCAAAGAGGUCAAUCCAGCGAUAACUAAAAUGGGUCGGAUCCAAACGGACCAGCUCCCCGGCCCUCCUCCGCCCCAAGCUCAGGGCGGUGUGCCACCAUAUCCUCCACAACCUCACCAGCCACCGCCACCACAGUAUAAUCUCCACCAGCCGCCGCCGCCUCCUCUGCCAAAUGCGGCGCAUAUGAUGCCUCCCUCCACUCCCCCGCAACAUCAGGCCAGUUACAGCGCAUACCAGAACAAUGCAGCACAGUACAAUCAAGUGACCCGGUAUGAGGCCAGCUGGGGAGCCCCUGGUGCCCCGGUGCAGGCCCAGGUGGCCUCCCCAUUGCAAGCCAGUGGCAACUUUGUGCAACAAAACAAUGUGUAUAACAAUGGUGGAGGUACGCAGUUCCCCCAGCAAAGCAGCACUUACCCGGGUAGCUCGGGAUUUCAAUUGCCCAAGUUGUGGCCACAAAGCAAAGGAGGUUACGUCGGCACGAGACCGUGGAACACUGGCCUCUUCGACUGCAUGCAAGAUCCAUCCAAUGCUUUCAUCACUGCGCUGUUUCCAUGCGUAACAUUCGGGCAGAUUGCAGAUGUCCUCGACAAGGGCAACACAACAUGCGCUACUAGUGGGAUAAUUUACGGGCUCUCGCCGUGCAUGCUGUCAAGGCGGUACCGGACAAAGCUGAGGAGGAUGUUCGGUCUUGUGGAGGCUCCGGCGUCCGACUGGAUAGUCCACACCAUAUUCGAGCCCUGCGCUCUCUGUCAAGAAUAUCGUGAGCUCAAUUCUCGUGGCAUUGACCCCGUCCUUGGAUAUCAUGGUAAUAAGGAGAAAAUGCAGGAUCAACUACAAGCAGCAGCAGCUGCUAACUCGCCUCGGAUGGUACCACCUCAAAAUCAGACUAUGGCCUAGCUAAAAAAAAUUGUUGAUGUCAAAUUAAUCUGAUUUGCUAAGGGGGUUAUUUCCUGGGGAAAAGCAAAAAAAAAAAAAAAAAGAUGUUGAACAACGGGAAGAUCCAGUAAUUAACUCAUUUUCCAUCUUCAGUUAAUCAAGUGUGUGUGCUUAUGCGUCACUCGUUAUUUUUUCUGGUUCAAAUAUGAGCCUGCUUCUCCCGUUAAUUCGAGUGCUAAUAUUUGUAAUUGUGAAACUAUCUUAAUUAUAUUUUUCAGUGUGUACCCUGAUAUGUGGAGGCCCAUAGGACUAAUCCAUUUCGAGCUGAGUUGAUCCAUGAUGUGAUUAAAACUCUCAUAGUAUGGAUUUUCUCUAUUACGAAACUCAAAUCCCAAACCUUACUUAAAAUGAAUAAAUAUCGAACCAUCUGAAUUAACUCAUAAUAGUAAACUAUCUUAAUUAUUGGAUUGUUUAUUUUCGACCAUUCUAAUUUCUAUUUCCUUUUCUGUU
Molecule: messenger RNA, 1515 nt
Organism: Punica granatum (pomegranate)
Lineage: Eukaryota; Viridiplantae; Streptophyta; Magnoliopsida; Myrtales; Lythraceae
Source: RefSeq, a predicted model, not a curated record